This is a messenger RNA of Fimicolochytrium jonesii, 1026 nucleotides long. RefSeq lists its product as uncharacterized. The coding region runs from base 1 to 1026 and encodes 341 amino acids. The record is from RefSeq and is a predicted model, not a curated record. The transcript has 6 exons. NCBI's taxonomy places the organism in Eukaryota, Fungi, Chytridiomycota, Chytridiomycetes, Spizellomycetales, Powellomycetaceae.
AUGGCGGCGGUGUGCAUGGGGGGCGGGGUGGGCUUGUUGGGGCGUUUGCGUAGCACUUCCGCAGCCGCCCGAAGCGUCCAACUUCUGAGGAAAAUGAUGAGGGUACCCAUCCUCCCCUUACCGCAACCCGAGCCUCCAAGUAUCCAUACAUUGCGCAUCCCAAACGAUGUAGGCGUGUCAGAAACAUCUACCCUCGGAACGCACAACUCUGCCCAGCGGGAUGAUUCCGUCCUACGCUCGAGUGUGGAAUUGACCAAGGGCGUCCCACGCACGCCACGCCACUCUCUGUCGAAGACGUCUUCCACCGGUCUCAUCGAGCCCAAAGUAAAAAAUGUUCUCGUGUUCCCUAGGCGUUUCCUUGGUGGAGGUCGGGAACCGGUGCAAGUGGACCGUCCACAGACGUAUUCCCGCGUCCCAAUAUCAGACGGACGUAAUUGGCGUGAAGGUGCACCCGAGCACGGUCCUCGCAUCUUCUGUAUCAUAUUCGAUCUCGACUCUUUACUGCCUGCAACUGGCGGUCCGCUAUGGAGUGUUCCAUUUUUGCCAUACCGCCCCGACAGCGAAUGGGUGAUGGAAGAUCCAAUCCCAAGCAUCUCAUGUUUGCCAGUUAUCAUUGGGCCGCCCGACGUUCUCACACAAGGCCGUCUGAUCAGGUCGCUGCGGGGUCUCGGAUACACAAUCAGUGCCCUCGUCCGCGGCACCAACAAGGAGUUGCGGGCGCGAACGAUCCAGCUGGCUCGGCUGUUGCAAGGGCUGUUCCGUGCUCCCCUCGGCUUCGCUCUCAGCGGCGCCCCUGGGCGGGACAUCACAAACCGCAGCUUCCACAGCAGAAUCCGCAUCAAGGAUAGCACCGCGAUGAGCACCUUCGUGGUGACCUUGGGGUCUUCGCCGGACUCCAAGCCGGUCAACUCUUCUGACACCGACCAGGCGCCUACGGAGUCCCAAAACCUUUCGUAUCUCCGCUCCAAAAAUCAUUGGCACAUCCACGAAUGUUCGAUCGACAAGUGCCAUCAGCAUGUCUCGUGA